Hevea brasiliensis (rubber tree) is the source of this 1243-nucleotide messenger RNA. Its product is annotated as non-functional NADPH-dependent codeinone reductase 2-like. The transcript is spliced from 4 exons. Gene Ontology annotation, molecular function: aldose reductase (NADPH) activity. The coding region runs from base 73 to 1047 and encodes 324 amino acids. Lineage: Eukaryota; Viridiplantae; Streptophyta; Magnoliopsida; Malpighiales; Euphorbiaceae. The record is from RefSeq and is a predicted model, not a curated record. Gene Ontology annotation, cellular component: cytosol.
UUUUGAGUUUCUCAGCAUAAAUACACAAGCAAAGAAAAGGAACGAAUAGGAAACUAGGCUAGGCUAGAGAAAAUGGGGAGCAUUCCAGUGACGGUCCUAGUUUCAAGUGACAAAACCAUUCCUCUCUUAGGUUUUGGAACAGCUGAAUACCCUUUUGGUACUUCCUCUGAGACCAUGAAAGACUCCUUUCUCCAUGCAAUAAAACUAGGUUAUCGACACUUUGAUUCUGCUGCUCUUUACCAAUCUGAGCACCCCCUUGGUGAAGCCAUAUCAGAUGCCAUACAGCUUGGGCUUGUAAAGUCCAGGGAUGAGCUCUUCAUCACUUCCAAGCUUUGGUGCAGUGACGCUCAUCAUGAUCGUGUCCUCCCUGCAUUACAUAAAACGCUCAAGAAUCUUAAAUUGGAUUACCUUGACCUGUACCUGAUUCACUUUCCUGUAAGCGUGAAGCCAGGUGAAUAUGAGCUGGCUGUGAAGAAAAAGGACCUUGUUCCAUUUGAUAUAAACUCUGUGUGGGAAGCUAUGGAAGAGUGUCACAAGCUUGGCCUGACAAAAUCCAUUGGAGUGAGCAACUUUUCAUGCAAGAAGCUUGAGACCCUGCUUACUACCGCAAAGAUUUCUCCUGAUGUUAAUCAAGUGGAGAUGAACCCACUUUGGCAGCAAAAGAAGCUGAGAGACUUCUGUGAGAAGAAGGGUAUACAUAUCACUGCUUACUCUCCUUUAGGAGCCAAAGGAACUCUAUGGGGUACAAACCAGGUCUUGGAUUGUAAGGUGCUCAAAGAGAUUGCUGAUGCUAAGGGAAAAACUAUUGGGCAGGUGUGCCUGAGAUGGGCUUUUGAGCAAGGGGUAAGUGUGCUGGUGAAGAGCUUCAACAAAGAGAGGAUGAAAGAAAACCUUGACAUAUUUGAGUGGAAACUAAGCCAAGAUGAUUUGCAAAAGAUCAAUCAACUUCCACAACGCAAAGGGUUUCCUGGUCUUCAAUUCAUCUCCGAUGAAGGUCCUUACAAAUCUCCAGAGGAGCUUUGGGAUGAAGAGAUUGAUUUAUCUUAAAAAAUAUUUAAUUGGGUAAUGAUAAUUGGGACUAUGUUUUGCUUUAUGUUAAAUUAGAUGUUUUUGAAAAAUCUUAGUAUGGCUUGGUAAAAUUAUAAUAAUUUUAUUAAGAAGUGUGUAUUGUAUCUGUCUAAUGUAUGUUGUUUCUAUAAAAAAAAAAAUAUAAUAAGAAAAGUCUGUUGUCCCUUUGUUUUAA